This is a messenger RNA of Psilocybe cubensis, 645 nucleotides long. RefSeq lists its product as uncharacterized. The record is from RefSeq and is a predicted model, not a curated record. NCBI's taxonomy places the organism in Eukaryota, Fungi, Basidiomycota, Agaricomycetes, Agaricales, Agrocybaceae. The coding region runs from base 1 to 645 and encodes 214 amino acids. The transcript has 5 exons.
AUGUUUUGUAUCAGCCUUACAGCUGUGGAGAUGCUUCGUCAUUUACAGAAACUCGAGAUCAAAUGUAUGGCUCUUAGUAUCAUUUCCAGUCUUGCUAUCCGUUUCCUCCUUAGUUCUAGGAGUCGUAUUCCUUUUUUCACUCUCAUGAUUGUCACGCGCCUUGUCAUAUACCAUCAUACAAUCAAAAUGUUGGUGGGGAGUAAAUAUGCUAGUCAUUAUACCAGCAUAUCGUCCAUGUUCAUCGAAUCGGCGGCGAUUAUCAACAUCUUGGCGCUUCUCACUCUCAUUGGUGUGAAACUGAGGAGUCCAGUGGUUAGCCUUGUGCUUCUGAGCUACGGCCAGAUUGAGGCAUUGGCCUCAUUCAUGAUCAUAUACAGGGUGGCAAAAGGCACCGCAUGGUCGUCUGGAACGGCCCACGAGUUGAUUUCCCAGAACGUUGCAGGAAAUGGCGGCUUCAAUCCCAGCGUUCCCGAUGCUGCGCGGCUUUCAGCAAUGAGGUACAGAGUCUCACCGAACAUGACGCAAAUCAGCACGUCAUUCAAUUUCACUCAUGGCACCGGAUCACUGAACGUCCUGUCAAGUUCGGUGACAGAGCCGAGUGUUGGACCAGCAACCUUCGAAGCACCCUCAGAAAGAGAGCAGUGA